AUGAUCCGUACAGUUGUCACGACGGAUAUGGAGCAAGACGAUCUAGCCUCGCUGAUUCGAUACCUCUUAUAUACGAAUGAACUCGAUACACAAGGCCUCAUCUACACCUCGAGCCGCUUCCACUGGGCGGGUGACGGCAAUGGUACAAAGUUCUUCAUGCCCGAUCGCGAAUACGACACAGCUCAAUGGACAUGGCGUUGGACUGGCACUCGAUUCAUCCAAGAUAAAGUUCUCAAGGCGUACGCCGAGGUUUACCCGAACCUGCACUGUCAUGAUCCGUUCUACCCAACACCCGAGGAGCUCUUGUCGAUCGUCAAAGUUGGAAAUAUCGACUUCGAGGGCGAAAUGUCCCACGAUACAGAAGGAAGCAAUCUCAUCCGAUCACUGUUACUGGAUGAAGACCCGCGGCCGCUCUAUCUACAAGCGUGGGGUGGCAUCAAUACCAUCGCUCGCGCUUUGAAGUCAAUUGAGGAAACUCACUCCAGCUUGGAGAAUUGGAGUGAAGUUCAAAAACACCUUUCGAAGAAAGCUGUGAUAUUGGCUAGCGGCUUUCAGGAUAAGGCGUACGAUGAUUAUGUCGCUGUAAAGUGGCCACAGGUACGAGUGGAAAACCUGGAGGCUGGAUACAAGACUUGGGGCUACAACUGCGAGAAGGGCCAAGGGAACACCCGCGGUCUGCCUGGUCAAAAUGAAUACUUCAUUGGAGCCUGGAUGAAGGAAAAUGUUCAAACAGGACCUUACGGCAAGCUCUACCGAUCCUGGCUUGAUGGCCAGUCCAUGCCAGGCGACCAGAAUGAUAUCUUCGGUGAUCCCGCAAAAGCAAACUCAUCAAAGGCCUUCUGCAAGCCACUAGAGCAAUACAGCUUCUUGUCAGAGGGUGACAACGUGGCAUUCAACCCACUUGUGACGACCGGAAUCCAAGAUCCAACAAACCCAAGCCUCGGUGGAUGGGGUGGGAGAUCGAUCAGGAACAGUACCUCGCAAGAUCUGUGGACAUUGGCCGAUAGCGAGAUGAGCAAGAAUGGCUCCGAUGUUGACAACUAUACAACGGAUCGUUGGAUGUCGGCCGCUCAAAAUGAUUUCGCUGCUCGCAUGAAGUGGACGCUAACUGCGGAUUAUGCCGAGGGAAACCAUGCACCCUCAGUCAAGAUUCUCAAUGAGACCGUCCAGGCCAACGCCGGAUCAACGGUGGCGCUAGCAGCCGCAGUGAGCGAUCCCGACUCUGACAAUGUCACGACAUCUUGGUGGCAAUUCUUUGAAGAAGGGACAUACCCUGGUAGCGUGACUGUGACCGGGGAAGGUAACCACCGAGCAACGGUGAAGAUCCCCGAGGAUGCAAAGCCCGGUCAGACUCUCUCAAUCAUUUUGGAGGGUACCGACGAUGGUCAUGCACCAUUGACUCGUUAUGGCCGCAUUUACAUCCAAGUUGUUUAA
Molecule: messenger RNA, 1434 nt
Organism: Penicillium olsonii
Lineage: Eukaryota; Fungi; Ascomycota; Eurotiomycetes; Eurotiales; Aspergillaceae
Source: the annotation of a GenBank genome assembly